Molecule: messenger RNA, 923 nt
Organism: Cygnus atratus (black swan)
Lineage: Eukaryota; Metazoa; Chordata; Aves; Anseriformes; Anatidae
Product: HLA class II histocompatibility antigen, DM beta chain
Exons: 6
Coding region: 47-823 (258 amino acids)
Biological process (GO): positive regulation of T cell activation; peptide antigen assembly with MHC class II protein complex; immunoglobulin production involved in immunoglobulin-mediated immune response
Cellular component (GO): MHC class II protein complex; membrane
Molecular function (GO): MHC class II protein complex binding
Source: RefSeq, a predicted model, not a curated record
GUGCGUGGAAGUGGGGGGGGGCAGAGCGCGGCCGGACGCCCCCGCGAUGCUGGUGCUGCUCGGCCUGGCCCUGGGAGCGCGGGGGGCAGGCGCGUUCCUGAUGCACGUGGCCAGCUCCUGCCCACUGGCGGCCAACGGCUCCGUGAUGGGCUUCGACUUCACCCUGGCCUUCAACAAGAACCCGCUGGUGUGCUACGACUCCGACACUCAGCGCUUCGUCGCCUGCGACUGGGGGCUGCUGCGGCUGCACGCCACCCACCUCGCCGCCCACCUCAACAACGACAGCACCUGGGUGCAGCGCGUCGAGGCCCGGCGCCAGGCCUGCAGCGACCUGGCCCUGCGUUACUGGGACUGGACGGCGCUGCGGCGCACGCAGCCCCAAGUCCGCAUCAUCCCCGCGGAGACGGGGAACGCCCGUGUGCCCGUCCGCCUCACCUGCCACAUCUGGGGCUUCUACCCCCCCGAGGUCACCGUCAUCUGGCUGCGCAACGGGGACAUCCUGGAGCCCGACGGCUACAACCCCGUCUCCGCCAUCCCCAACGGCGACUGGACCUACCAGACGCAGGUGUCCCUGAUGGUGGCCCCGGUGGCAGGCGACACCUACACGUGCUCGGUGCAGCACGUCAGCCUGCAGGAGCCUCUCCUGGAGGACUGGAGUCCCGGACUGCUGCCGGAGGUGACGAUAAUGGUGGCGGUGGCCACUGUGCUGAUGGUGGUGGGACUUGGCUUAUUUCUCGCUGGCGUCUACCGCUUCAAGGCCAGGCCUCCCGCCCCGGGUUACACUCCCCUCCCUGGAGACAACUACCCUGCAGGAAGCAUCUGAGGACCCCCAGACAGACACCUCCUGGCACCGGUGGCUCCCAGAUGGCCCCAUCUCAGACCCGAUGCUGCGGUGCUGAGAAUAAAGAUGGUCCACAAGCCCC